Messenger RNA from Scophthalmus maximus (turbot), 1081 nucleotides. It is a transcript of the gene diras1a, whose product is annotated as DIRAS family, GTP-binding RAS-like 1a. Gene Ontology annotation, cellular component: plasma membrane. The coding region runs from base 189 to 788 and encodes 199 amino acids. Gene Ontology annotation, biological process: signal transduction. Lineage: Eukaryota; Metazoa; Chordata; Actinopteri; Pleuronectiformes; Scophthalmidae. Gene Ontology annotation, molecular function: GDP binding; GTP binding; GTPase activity. The record is from RefSeq and is a predicted model, not a curated record. The transcript has 5 exons.
AGGAGGAGGAGGAAGAGGAGGAGGUCUGAUGAUGCUGAUGAUGCUGAUGAUGCUGAUGCUGUGAGUCAGAGAGCGGAGGGUUCAGGAUGCUCACAGACGAACCCCGCACACGGAGAGUGAGACGAUCCGCAGAGACACGCUAUUUGAGGUGAUUCAUCCAGAGCAGCAGGUGGACUCCAGCUCCCAGAAUGCCUGAGCAGAGUAACGACUACCGGGUGGUCGUGUUCGGAGCCGGCGGUGUCGGGAAGAGUUCGCUGGUCCUUCGCUUUGUGAAAGGCACCUUCAGAGACACCUACAUCCCCACGGUGGAGGACACGUACAGACAGGUGAUCAGCUGUGAUAAGAGCGUGUGCACACUGCAGAUCACCGACACCACAGGAAGUCACCAGUUUCCCGCCAUGCAGCGCCUGUCCAUCUCCAAAGGCCACGCCUUCAUCCUGGUCUUCUCCGUCACCAGCCGCCAAUCACUGGAGGAGCUGAAACCCAUCUACCAGCAGGUUCUGUCCAUCAAGGGCAGCGUGGACUCCAUUCCCGUCAUGCUCGUGGGCAACAAGAGCGACGAGACGGCCCAGCGCGAGGUGGACACGAAGGCGGGCGAGGCCCAGGCCGCCGCCUGGAAGUGCGCCUUCAUGGAGACGUCGGCCAAGACGAACUCCAACGUGAAGGAGCUGUUCCAGGAGCUGCUGGCCCUGGAGAAGAAGAGGGACAUGAGCCUGAGCAUCGACGGCAAACGCUCGGGGAAACAGAAACGAGCCGACAAGCUGAAGGGGAAGUGCAGCAUCAUGUAGUGACUCGUUGUGGCCACAGGGAGCAGCAGAGGACCGCUCUUCUUCUGUGGUGCCGCUCCUCCUCUGUGUGACUGAGAUGAAGCCCAGAGGAACAAAAUGACCAGACUGAAAAUAGGAACUGGAAUAUCGUGGCCCUGGACUGAUUCUGUUUGUGGCCCAAAAAUACUCUUUUACAAGUCUCAUUAACUAUAAUACAGAAAUAAUCCACUGAUUUUAUUAUGAAUGUUGAUCCUGAAUGUAAACUAACGUGACAUCAGUCCCACAAAUUACAAACUGUUUCCUGUUUGAUGGAA